This is a messenger RNA of Tachyglossus aculeatus (Australian echidna), 2741 nucleotides long. RefSeq names its product ANKH inorganic pyrophosphate transport regulator (gene ANKH). The record is from RefSeq and is a predicted model, not a curated record. Gene Ontology annotation, cellular component: membrane. The coding region runs from base 145 to 1623 and encodes 492 amino acids. Gene Ontology annotation, molecular function: phosphate transmembrane transporter activity. Gene Ontology annotation, biological process: phosphate ion transmembrane transport. Lineage: Eukaryota; Metazoa; Chordata; Mammalia; Monotremata; Tachyglossidae. The transcript has 13 exons.
CCAGGGCCCGCCAGGACCCCGGCCAGAGCCCCCCUCCCGCGGCCCGGUGACCCGGGAGCCCGGACCCAGCGCGCCAACGCCGCCGGAGGCGGGAGGCUCCUGGCUGCGGCAGAUGUGCUCGGGGGUCACCGCGCAGCUGGGACUAUGGUGAAAUUUCCAGCGCUCACUCACUACUGGCCCCUCAUCCGCUUCCUGGUCCCCUUGGGCAUCACCAACAUAGCCAUCGAUUUCGGGGAGCAGGCCUUGAACAGGGGUAUUGCCGCAGUAAAGGAAGAUGCUGUUGAAAUGCUGGCCAGCUAUGGGCUGGCCUACUCCCUGAUGAAAUUCUUCACGGGACCCAUGAGCGAUUUCAAGAACGUGGGGCUGGUAUUUGUGAACAGCAAACGAGACAGGACUAAAGCUGUCCUGUGCAUGGUAGUGGCUGGUGCCAUUGCUGCUAUCUUCCACACACUGAUAGCUUAUAGCGAUUUGGGCUACUAUAUUAUUAACAAACUGCACCAUGUGGAUGAGUCGGUGGGAAGUAAAACCCGAAGGGCCUUCCUUUAUCUCGCUGCCUUCCCUUUUAUGGAUGCCAUGGCGUGGACACAUGCUGGCAUUUUGUUGAAACACAAAUACAGCUUUCUGGUGGGAUGUGCCUCUAUUUCCGAUGUCAUAGCUCAGGUUGUUUUUGUAGCCAUUUUGCUUCAUAGUCACCUGGAAUGCAGAGAGCCUCUUCUUAUCCCAAUCCUUUCCUUGUACAUGGGAGCCCUCGUCCGCUGCACCACUCUAUGCUUGGGUUACUACAGGAAUAUUCACGAUAUCAUUCCAGACAGAAGUGGACCUGAACUUGGGGGUGAUGCUACAAUAAGGAAGAUGCUGGGCUUCUGGUGGCCUCUAGCAUUGAUUUUGGCAACUCAGAGAAUCAGCAGGCCCAUCGUCAACCUCUUUGUUUCCCGUGACCUGGGUGGCAGUUCUGCAGCUACAGAGGCAGUGGCAAUUUUGACAGCCACCUACCCGGUGGGACACAUGCCGUAUGGCUGGUUGACGGAAAUCAGAGCUGUCUAUCCUGCAUUUGACAAGAAUAACCCCAGCAAUAAGCUGGUGAGCACAACGAAUACUGUAACUGCGGCACAUAUCAAGAAAUUUACUUUUGUCUGCAUGGCAUUAUCCCUAACGCUCUGUUUUGUAAUGUUCUGGACACCCAACGUUUCGGAGAAAAUUUUAAUUGACAUCAUUGGAGUGGACUUCGCCUUUGCAGAACUCUGUGUCGUUCCUUUGCGCAUCUUCUCCUUCUUCCCAGUCCCAGUCACAGUGAGAGCACACUUGACAGGGUGGCUGAUGACCCUGAAGAAGACAUUCGUGCUAGCCCCCAGCUCCGUGCUGCGCAUCAUCGUGCUCAUCACCAGCCUCGUCGUGCUGCCUUAUAUGGGGGUUCAUGGAGCUACGUUAGGAGUAGGAUCCCUCCUAGCAGGCUUUGUGGGAGAAUCUACCAUGGUCGCGAUAGCCGCCUGCUACGUCUAUCGGAAACAGAAAAAGAAGAAUGAGAACGAGUCAGCCACCGAAGGUGAGGACUCAGCCAUGACUGACAUGCCAGCGACAGAGGAAGUCACAGACAUCGGAGAAAUGAGAGAAGAGAAUGAAUAGUGAUCCAGGAGGUUCUCGUUCUCCCCCAGGGACAGUCGGAAUGACACUUUGGCAUCUUUUCUUCUCUCAUCUUUUUUUUGGGGUUGUUUUUUUUUUUGUUUUUUUUUUUUAAUGAAGAGGCCUUGAUUGAAAAGGUUUCAGAUAAAUUUUCUAGCAUACUGGGUAUGCUCACAUUGAUGAGAGACCUAAAGAAAGGUCUUUUGCUUUUGCUUCUUUUUCUUUUUUAAAUUGAAUUUGUCAUCUUGCUCCACAAAACACAACCGAUGGCUGCCGCCCAGGAGAGGCUGUCUCCAUUAUUUAAGCCUGCCACCUUCCCCUGGACAAUCUGCACCUGUCUGUCUGUCUCUGUGCCAUUGGCUCUGCUGCCGUUCUUUACUCUGCAAAGUCACCCUCUCGGCCUUCCUUCUUAGGGCUGAAAGACCGAAAAUGCAGCCGCAUAAAACCUAGCUUUCUUUUUCUUGCGCAAAAUAACAGCUGUGUGAACAGACAUAACCCUGGUGGUCAAUUGUUUUUCUUCACUUAUGGAGUUAUAACCUGGAUGUUCUUAAAAUACGCAAAGAUCUUAGCAGUCCAAACAGAGGAAGAGGACUGUCAAUGGGCAGCACUGAAACACGGAGUUUAUUUCCCUUGGAGUGAGGUUGGUGAACUCGACCAAUGUCAUAUGAUUCAAUUAUUUUUGCAUUUUACUUCGUAAAAUUUGAGGACAGUGUAACAGCCCAGUGUAGAUCUUGUUUUAGAGUUGUCAUCACAUGACACUAUCAGCUUUCAAAGUCCUCACUGUGCAUGCCGUUUCCUGCAGAACGAUGUCUUCUUAUCUGAAAAUGACACUAGCUAACAGAUUGGAGUGGUCUGACAUUCUGUCUCUUAAGAACUAAAACUUUACCAAAGUUCUAAUCCAGCGUUCUCAUUCCAGAUCGGUGUAUGACUACUUGUUAAAGUAUAGUUACGGUAUAAAGAGUUCUGCCUUUCUUCUAAUGCUACAGUACAUCCCUAGAGUAUCACACUAUAAAACCAGACACUUUAUACAAUACAUCCAAAUCACUUUUAAAUCUUCCCUGAAAUUAGGCAUUUGAAAUAUAUUUUUCUAAGUUUGGGCAGUGAUUUUUUUUCUAUAUUAA